Molecule: messenger RNA, 768 nt
Organism: Neurospora hispaniola
Lineage: Eukaryota; Fungi; Ascomycota; Sordariomycetes; Sordariales; Sordariaceae
Exons: 3
Coding region: 1-696 (231 amino acids)
Source: RefSeq, a predicted model, not a curated record
AUGCCCCAGAGUAUCAGCAAGCUCUUGGACAUGCCUGUUCUGCGCCAUUUGACAUUUAAGAGUUCGGCCCCUGGCACUGAGGGUGCCGAAAUCGCACACAACCGUGCUCGGCCGUCAUCCAAGCGAGCAGCAAACACCACAAAGCCGGAUUCCGCUGUUAAGAAAUCAACACGGCGCUCGCCAAAGACCAAAGACGAGAUCCCUGAUUCUGCCUUUCCCCCCCCUCAGCGCCAGCAACUUUUGAAUGGCUACUUCGGUUUUAUCGGGCCGGCUCGUGCCCCUCCGACAGGCCCAUCCCGGGCUCUGAAGCGCUCAAAGAAGGAUACUGUUGAGUUGGGGUCGCGCUCCAUCAAGCAGCUUUUCAACGCCAUCCCUCCUACUAUCAUCAUCUCUGAUUCCGAGGAAGACGUUGAUUCCUCCAGCUCCGCAGCCUCCGCUACACCAACCCUGAACCGUCUUACUGAUAUCCGAGCGUUCACAACGCUCGUUUGGGAAGCAGGUCUCCAGCAAAUAGAGGUAUUCAAGUGCCCGUCUAAGCACGACAAUGUCAUCCGGCUUGUCAACGACAAGGACUUCGUGCCGUCUUUCGAGCUUGGCCACCCAGAUGGCCUUGUGAAGCCGGGUGUGUCGGGUGAAUCCGGGAGUAUCUCCGGGAUAUUUUCAGAUCCUGGGGGUACCGAUGGUGGUAUCUGUUGACGAGCUCUCUGAAAGGGGAUCAAUUAAUUGGUGGAAAAUCCCCUCGACCUCUUCACGGGAAGCCUUGGCCGG